AUGUCGAAUAACCCCUCUUCUUCCUCCUCAAAGCCGGUUAACGACCUCAUACGAUUUUGGGGUGGCAAUAAUGCAAAUUCCGCCGAUUUUACUCACAAAAGAAACGACGUGAUAUCAUCGUCUUCUGUGGAUACUACUUCACUUCCACCCACACCCCCGUCGAGUCUUUCGAUUAUUGAAAUACAGACUCUAUCAAAGAAAAAUGACAUUGGUCGGAUCGAUUGGAGCUCAAUUCCACAACCUAGACUCGAAACAAUCGAUGGUAAUGCUAAAAGUAAUAGCAUAUCGAUUCAAGAGAUAAUAAAAAAGCCAUCACCUGCAGCAAUAUCUCUUUCAAAAUCGAUAAUUCAUAAUUCUCAUGUGAUAAUUCCGUCUCAUUCAAGUAGUAAUAAUACUACAAUUCCACCGCCAACGUCUCCGUCCAAAGAGGAUAUAACGUUUAUUGGAAUAAAACGUGACAAUGUUAAUAAUGACGAAAUAAUACCCGAAGAACCACCCCCGCGUCGUACUCUCCCACCAAUACGAAGAGUCACGAAUCUAAUUACAAAAUUUGAAAAAAAUCGAUCAAAUUCAUCCGGAUCGUCUAAAAAUUUGGCCUCACCAUCAUCUCCUACAUCCCCAUUUUACCAAAGAAAACACGAUAAUGAAAGGAGUGAUAACAAUAAUCCACCACCAUUACCAUCAGACACCGGUGAUAAUAACAACAACCAUCCAAUACAGAAUCCAUCAUCAAUAUUGUCAGAUUUCCAUGAAACCAUUGAAAAUCAAAAAUUAAAAGGAAGAUCUAAUAUUUACAAAGUGAUUGGGUCCAAAUAUAUUGGUGGUUCAUCCAGUAAAAAGCCUCACGUGCUGGCAUCAGCACAGGAGACCAACAAUUAUAUGAUGGGGAAGAUUAACGAGAAAAAUAGCGAUUUUCCUCAUAAUGAAUCUAUUCUUGAUAAUUAUGACAACUUGACGAUGACUAAUGAAAAUAAAAAAGAACAAUUGAUUACUGAUAGCAAUUUUGCUACUAGUAUUCGUAAUAAUCGAAAUAGUAUUACUAUUAUUAAUGAAUCCGAUUCAAUAUCUAAAAUUAAUAAUAUUACCAAAUCAAAAAGCGAAUCAAAGAAGCGUCAAAUAUCAACAACUAGAAAUCUACAAGAAUCGCGGUAUCCAAGAAGACAGUCAACAUCGUCCAAAAAGACCCACCAUCAUGAUCACAGCAACAAGAUAGAACGAAAAAAAACUGUGCUAGGCCCACGACCUUAUUCAUUAAGAAGGCCAGCACCAUCUACUUCUACCUUCCCUACGCCAAUAACUCUACCCCAACGAAGCCAAUUAUCACCAACAAACACAUUGAAGAGACACAAGGAAUUAAUACGUGCCACUUCGAUAAAAAGUCAAACACACGAUCUUCCCGAAUACACAUCAUCAAAAACGAAAUUAUCGUUAAUGGUGCCACAUAACAUUGCGAAUUCUGAUUACGGAAAAUUAAAUCACUCUGUGCCGGAUUUAACGGCUCGGAAUCGCGAUAGUAAUUUCAAUCGUAAUUAUCGGAAAAAUAAUCAAACUGUCCCUGAUUUAACAAGAAUAGAGGUGUUUCUCAAAUCCGAAAAGGAUAAUGUUAAUGAUAAUUAUAAUUAUAAGAACAAUACACUUGAAUUUGAUUUAACUAAAGUAACGAAAUUUAGUUUUAAUGCAUAUGACGAGUCGGACGAAAUCAACGAGCUAUUUAAACCAGGAGCACCAUGGAUCCAUUUACCGCAACUAGACGAAUUCAUUAAAUCCCUACCGAAAACAGAAUUCACAUCACCCAAAGACAUAAUGACCGAUGAAGAAUACCAAAAAUUCAUAGGACAACUUAAGUUCUACAAAACGGAUAUAUUUCCGCCAAUGAAUCAGAUUCCCGAUGACCUUUCACUCGAUGACCUAAAGAACAAUAACAAACAAAGUAACCAGCGGAUGCAAAAUGACAUAGUUUCUGCUGGUAUCGACGGAGUACUUGGCGCUCAAGGAUCAUUGUAUGGGAUUAAUAUGAUGAAAUUGGAAAUAUUUCGGGAUUUUAUACAGCUUCUCACGUUAACUUUGUCGUUUGUCACAUCAAACUUAUUUGGAACUUGGCUACAAACUUUAUUGGAUACACUGCCGAAUUUGUUUAGUUUAAACUUUCAAAAUGUGUUUGGAAACGGAUUUGCUUUUUUGUUGGCGUUUUUUUUAAUUUGUUUUGCGGCGCUCUAUUGGUUUAGAAAGAUGACAAAGCAUGACCCGAAUGAAGUCGUCGAGGGAUUAGAAUCCUAUCCUUGGAAUCUUCGUCCAGAACGAAGUAAAAAGGAAAAUAUCGUGGUGGUAUUUGUUAUCACAUCUUUGUAUUUGCCUUUAUCAAAACUUUCGAUUGACGCUCUUGUAUGGUCGGAUACUUUUUGGCCUGUUACAAAUCCAUAUCUAACUACUGAUAGUCCCGAAUUCACUCCACUCGGUUCACCGGAUACUUAUCGAGCUCCCGAUGAUUUUUGCUAUGUGACUAGUAUGCGAAAGCAAGAUUUAAAUUUCGCAUUCAUCAUUAUUCCAAUAGCACUCUUAAAUCUUGCAGUGUUGACUGUAUGGUUUCCGAUAGCAUUGAAACGUCUGGUAGACAAAAAUCUACCAAGAGUCGACAAGUUCAAUGAAAUGGGUGAAGCUCGAAAAGACAUCGACAAAGAUUACAAAGAAUUACUAGACAAAGACACAUGCCCCUACAAUUUUCUCUAUAACGGGUACCAUCAACGAUGGGCAACCUACAAAACCUUCAUCAUGGUCAAUAAAAUAUUCCUUAUACUGUUAGUAGUGCUCAUCUCCAAAGACAAUUGUCUAUUUCGCUCUUUUGGACGCACGCGAAUCGAAACAAUACGACAAGCAUUGCAAAUCACGCUAAUGUUUACUUUGUUGCUCAUUCAUUGGCGAACCCAGCCAUUUCUUUUGGAAAGUCAAAAUAUCAGCGAGUAUUGGUCGAGAUUUGGCUACAUGAUUACAAGUUUUUUGGGAUUAUUUGUCGUACUUCAGGUUGGAUCUACCAAUGCAAUCUUUAUUGUGAUAACUGUCAUUAAUUAUACAAUGGGAGUGGCGGUGGUCUGGUGUGUGAUCAAGGAGACUGAUCGAUUCCAGAGUUUCGUAAAGAAUAUGCAACAACGAUUGGAUUUUUCGAUAAAUAUCUAUUCACCGAAAUUGGAUUUCAAUAAACAUAUUAAACGGCGGAUAUGGCAAGAGACAUGGACCACGCUUCUUUUAACUUGUGACCAAUUCAAAAUGCCCGAGAAAAAAAUAGUCGCCUUCUCACAAAGUUCGUAUCGACCUCCCUAUCUCCUAAAUUUCAGCGGCUCAGUCGCCGAAAGACAUAUCGAAAACCUAAAAGUAAUCCAACACAUCGGGAUAAAACAAUACAAUGCAUCAAUUGCCCCAUUAUCCGAGGCUCUUGCGAUAAUGAGACUAAAAAUCUACAAUAAUUUUGUAGGUCCGGAUAUGUACUACGCGCCGGAAAUGUUGAUGGUUAAUCUGAAAACGUAUUUCGGGAAAGCAUAUGUCGUGCCGUUUCCGUUCUCGGUGGUGUUUGUCUAUGAUGAAGAUGAUUCAGUGGUGACGCUUACUAAGGAGUGGGAGAUCGAACGGUAUAUUCGACAGAAUGAAGAUCGAGAAAUUGAGAGACGACGUGGGGUUAGGCAGAUGCUUAGGGCGUUGGAAGGAAAGAUUGUUGUAGGUCCUUGUUCUGAUAUCGGUGGUGGUCAUAAUGCGGUAGGUCUUUUGUCAAUACAACGUAAACAAGGAUCUCGAUGGCGAGGUAUAAACAUGAAUUCUGGAUUCGAGGUUACCAUCACUUAUACAGAUCAUGGUGAAAUAAAUGGUCCUGAUGACAGAGAAAUAUCACCAGAACCACCACCACCGCAUGAACGCGCAGUUGGUCACGACAUUCUAGGUAUAACAUCAGACUUUGCACUAACUCCACAACUACAACGACUCAUCUCCGACAACAGCCAACUUAUUGAAUCAGGAUUCCCAAAAAUCCGUGAACUAAUGAAAGAAUACCGCAAAUUCUACCAUAACGAAGCAGUCCACAAAAAAGAAACUCUCACUUACGCCUUCUUCAUAAAUAUCUACGACAACCCAUCCAUUCCACUAGAAUCUCUUCCUACGUUAUUAAUGUCCACCGAAGAAAACCCCUUAAUCCAUUCAAUCCCCGAAGCGGAGUACCCUGCUCUCGUCUACCUCUAUGAACGAAUGCGCGUCGUGAACCUGUCGCGCGUGCAUCAAUGGUGGUUCCUAUUUUGGGAUGACCUGUGGCGGAAAAAUGCGCACGAGAUCCCGUAUUUGUCGCAGCAUCCGCAAGAUUUCUCGCCAACGUAUCGAAAGAGUAUAUGUUAUCGACCGAUGAUACGUGCCAAGUUGGAAGAGUUUUUGGAGAGGCGCGGGUGUUGGAAGAAUGGUGGGAAAGCGGGGUUCUUGCAUUCUGGCGUUUUGAACCGGGUUUAUCUCUAUCUGAACAAUGUUAUUUUUUAUAGUGGUGUGAGGGGGAAAGGGCGAAAGAAAAGACGAGGUGGUGGAAAUGAUGAGCAUUGUGAAAAAGGAAGUCAUAGUGAUAAUACAUGGGAUAGUAAUAUUGUGUUAGGUCGUGUGCAGUGGACGUGGCGAGAACGAUUAGUCCAGGGACAAGACAUUUUACUUGGGCGACGACCCAACCCUCAAACUCGACCAUUUUUUAAACAAAUGCAAUCUUGGAAUAAUAAUAUAUCUUUAUAA
Ambispora gerdemannii is the source of this 4746-nucleotide messenger RNA. The record is from the annotation of a GenBank genome assembly. NCBI's taxonomy places the organism in Eukaryota, Fungi, Glomeromycota, Glomeromycetes, Archaeosporales, Ambisporaceae.